Ilex paraguariensis (yerba mate) is the source of this 306-nucleotide messenger RNA. NCBI's taxonomy places the organism in Eukaryota, Viridiplantae, Streptophyta, Magnoliopsida, Aquifoliales, Aquifoliaceae. The record is from the annotation of a GenBank genome assembly.
AUGGAGGUUCACCACAGUGGUGAAUUUAGGGAGAAGCCAAACAAAGUUUACAUUGAAGGACAUAUGGAUUGCAUAAAUGACUGUGAUGUUAACUUGAUGUCGCUUAUUGAAAUGGAUGAUAUAGCCUCUACUAUUGGAUAUGCUCCAUACAUUGGAUAUUAUUACAGAAUUCUUGAUGGUGAUGUCUCAGUUGAUAAGGGGAAAAGGGUAAGAUCAAAGUGUGAUGAAUUAGACAGUGAAUACCAACUUGACUCUGAAUCUAGUGACUAUGAUUUUUUGGUUGAUAAUGAUUAUGAAAAUGAGUAG